ACGCUGGUCACACUUACUCGCACAAAGUUUUUGUUUUCGCACCAGUUUCUCGGGAGUUCUGGAUAAAAAUGACUAGCUGCGUGCCAGCGCAGCAGCAAAAGGACCAGGAGCAGUUGCUGAGGGAACUGGCCGAUAGCAGCGACGAGAUGGAAGACCCGGACGAUCCGGACCAAGACAAGCAGCAGUUGGUUGAACCGACGUUCUCUUUUUCGAACAGCAACACCUGCUGGGUAUGCAAUGGCUAUUAUGGGCCCAACUUUGGGGAGCCUUUGUGCGGCGCGUGCCAUGCCUUUCUCUACAACGCCCAGCGGGCUGAGGAGCUUCUGACGGAGCUCUCCGACGACGAGGACUCUGGAAACGACGAGCCGCCCUUUAAAGACAAGCAGGAGGACGAGGAGACAGAGAACGAUGUGGACAUAAUGGGAUUCGAGGAUCUGGAGGAUCCCCAACCACCGCCCGUCCCACUGCACCCAAAUCAGCAGCCAGCGCCGGAAGCGCAGGAUCAACAGCCAGCCCAACCAGUUCUCGAUCUGCCCCAGCAAGCGCCUGAAGCGGCGCCACCAAGACGCGAAUCUCCAGAGCGUGACAUUGAGCACGAGCGUGCCGUCAAUCCCUUUCUGCUGCCUAUAAAGCGCCCACGGGCCAUGGCUCCACUGGCCCUACCCCACUAUGUGCACGAAUUGGCCGAUGGACGGGCCCGAGUCCAUGAAUACAACGCCGCCAGCGGAAGUGGAGCGAGUGGCAGCAGCAGAAACAUUGUCAACAUAAUUCCUGUCGAGGUGAUGCUGAAGAUAUUUGCCUAUCUGGACGACAUGUCGCUGUGGAUGGCAAGUGAGGUGUGCAAGCAAUGGCACGAUAUUGUGGGCAAGAACACGGCUCAGAGCAUGUGGAAGGCGUACAUCAAGCAGCGCUGGCCGCUGUUCGAGAGCUUGGCCGAUAAUCCCAACUGGUACCGAUUGUAUGGAGCGCUGAUGUCCUCCUGCUUCUGCCGCACCUGUCUGAUCGAGAUGAACGGACGGGGUCAGGGGGCGCAGCAGGCAGACCAACAGCUGGACGAACGGGAGCCGGGCAAUGUGAUGCGCAACAACUUCCUACGCGGCGAGGCCAAUCUGCUGAACAGCUACGAUUCGGAAGGAAUUUCGGCAAUACCGCUGGAUCGACAAAAUAACUAUUGGCAAGCCACGAUCCUUGGGCCUCCGGGCAGUCCGUACGAGGGCGGAAAGUUCUUCCUGUUCAUCUACUUUCCCGAGCGCUACCCAAUGACGCCGCCGACAGUCAGAUUCCUAACGAAGAUCCUGCACCCAAACGUCUCGCGCCACGGCGACGUGGGCAUCGACAUCUUCCAGCAGCACAACUGGUCGCUGGCGCUGAAUGUGGCCAAGGUUUUGCUGUCGGUGCAGAGCCUUUUGACCGAUCCGUACACCGAGGUCUGCAUGGAGCCAGAGCUUGGCUACAUCUAUGAGCACGAGCGCGAGCGGUUUGAGCAACUGGUGCGUUCAUGGACCUGGAAGUACGCCAUGUUCGAGUUGAUCGCACCGCGCUAGGAGAUUAAAAACCCUCGAGGACAUUGGACUGAAAGUUGGAAACUACCCCUCUUUACGUUGUAACUACAUAUGUCUGUGUAUUUAGCUUAGUUGUGCCAUCCGGAUUGUUUAUUUUGGCCUUCCUCUCACUAUUUCCGCGCCCCAGGUCACAACAUAGUCGAAAUUACUUAACCUAAUAAUAAACGUAUGCUUUAAGUUA
Molecule: messenger RNA, 1743 nt
Organism: Drosophila ficusphila
Lineage: Eukaryota; Metazoa; Arthropoda; Insecta; Diptera; Drosophilidae
Gene: morgue
Exons: 2
Coding region: 69-1544 (491 amino acids)
Molecular function (GO): protein binding
Source: RefSeq, a predicted model, not a curated record